Molecule: messenger RNA, 1266 nt
Organism: Prorocentrum cordatum
Lineage: Eukaryota; Dinophyceae; Prorocentrales; Prorocentraceae
Source: the annotation of a GenBank genome assembly
UAAUGGACGUCCGAGCGAUGGUGAGACCGUAGUCGUACUGGCUCGAGCCUUGCCCAGUGGCCCACUUGGGCCACGCGAAGCCCCACCGCACCCCCUGAGGGGCGGCACGCUUUGCGCCAGAUGCCCGCGGGAAUUCCCCGGGCGUUGCCCCUGGUGCAGCUGCCCAGCCGCAGCUGGACCCCGGGCUUCGAGGAGAGCUCAUUGGUCGCCACGCAGAGCGGCCCCCAGGGCGGACGCGAGUACGGCGCGGCGGGCGAGGGGGGCCCCGCGGCCGCGCCGCGCCUCGCCUGGGCGCACGCGGCAGCCAAGGUGCCGAGCCUCGCGGGCACGGCCGAGGAGCAGCCCUGGCAGCCUGCCCAUGAGCACCCAGCGGUCGCGGCGCCGCAGUGCCGCGAGGACGGCCACAAGGAGCACGCGGCAGCCAAGGUGCCGAGCCUCGCGGGCUCGGCCGAGAAGCAGCCGUGGCAGCCUGCCCAGGAGCAUUCGACGAUCGUCACGCCGCGGUGCCACAAGGACGGCCACGAGGACGGGGGCGAGUGCCACAGCUGGGCCAGAAUCCGCACGCCGUCCCCCGAGGGGUGGUACGUGUCGCACGGGUACGUCCCGCGCGACCUGCCGGCAGCGCGGACCUCACGGUGCCACGCGCUGCCGCCCCAGGAGCAGCAGUGCCACGGGCCACACAGCGGUGCCCCCACCGUGCUGCCCACAGCGGCGCCACGGCCCCUACGGCGGCUGCUGCUCUCCGACGUGCUGCAGCGCGAGCGUGCAGAGGGUGGUCAGGCUCUGGACGGCAAGGCUUUCCGCGGCCAGCACCGCGCAGGGGAGUGGCCCGGGGCCGAUGGGAAUGCGGGUGCUUCGGGCCAGGCGCCUGCAGCAGAUGCAAAAGUGCACAGCAUUGGGUCCGCGGGCCAUCCGCACAGCUGCGCCCUGCCCUGCAAGUACUCGCGCGGCGGUCGCGUGUGCAAGGACGGCGCGGCCUGCAAUCGUUGCCACUUCUGCCCGUGGCGCAGGGAGAAGAGAGACCGCGCAGCAGAGGGACAAGCGCACGCGGAGAGCUAGGGACUGGACUGGGUGCUGAGCAAGGGGUGAUGACCUCGGCGACGAUGCCCACGGCAUCCACAGACCAGCCUGCACAUAUCGGACUUGAUCCUCAACCUGCGGAUCCGAUGGAGUCAGAUGGGAAUCGAUUUCCCAGCGCCGUCAUACACAGUAGUAGCUCCUUCCGCUUUGCAUCUGCACACAAGAUGGAAGGGUAGAAAAAGGAGA